Strongyloides ratti is the source of this 1551-nucleotide messenger RNA. RefSeq names its product C901. Lineage: Eukaryota; Metazoa; Nematoda; Chromadorea; Rhabditida; Strongyloididae. The coding region runs from base 1 to 1551 and encodes 516 amino acids. The record is from RefSeq and is a predicted model, not a curated record. Gene Ontology annotation, molecular function: calcium ion binding. Gene Ontology annotation, cellular component: membrane. The transcript is spliced from 4 exons. Gene Ontology annotation, biological process: multicellular organism development; cell communication; Notch signaling pathway.
AUGAAUAUUAUUAUUAUCUUACUAUUUUUUUUUAUCAAUAUUUUUUCCUACAUAUCAUCAAAAGGAGUAUUAGAAGUUAAAUUAAUUUCUUUUAUAUCAAAAAGUAUUUCACCUAUUGAAAUAAAUGUAUGUAUUAAAGAAUAUCAGACAAUUGUUGAGGAUACUGGAGAUUGCCGAUUUGGCACUAAAUCAAUUAUACUGCCCAAAGGUUAUUAUAUACCUGAGGCAAAUAGUAAUAUUUCACAUGUUUUAAUUUUUCCAUUUGACAUGACAUGGCCUAAGUCACAUUCAUUAAUUGUAAAAGGAAAACUAUUAAAUAAUGAUGAAGUAAAGGUAAAUGAUUCUGUUGUUAUAAUAUACAAACAAAGUUUUUUACACUCUGGUAAUUUGUUUUUGGAUGUUGGAAAAGCUGAAAACACCAAUGCAUCUAUACAUUUUUUUUCAAGUAUCAAGUGUGAUGUUAAUUAUUAUGGAACAGACUGUUCAAAGAUAUGUUAUAGUAAUGUAUUUGAAAAUGAACAUGUGGAGUGUGAUCAAAAUGGAAAGCCAAUUUGUAAGGAGGGAUGGAGUGGAAUUAAAUGUGAUCAACCAAUUUGUAAAUUUGGAUGUGGUUUAAAUGGAAAAUGUGUUGCUCCUGAUACUUGUGAUUGUCUUUCUGGAUAUACUGGAAAAAGUUGUGAGGAAUGCCUUCCAUCUGUUGGAUGUCAGAAUGGUUAUUGUAAAAAUAAAGGUAAUGAAUGUAUCUGUAAUGAGGGAUGGGCAGGAGAAUUUUGUGAAAUUGAUAUAGAACCAUGUCAUAAAAAAAAUAAAUGUAAAAAUAAUGGUGUUUGCCUAAAUGGAAAGGAUGGUUCUGUGAGAUGUGAAUGUAAAGGAAGAUUUUAUGGAAAAUAUUGUCAACAUGAGAAAAUAUCAUGUAGUUCAUUUCCCUGUCAAAAUGGAGGUACCUGUGUAAUGACUAGUGAUGGAUCUGAAUUUAAACCAGUAUGUGAUUGCCUACCAUCUUUCUUUGGAAAAUAUUGUCAGUCAACCAAAGAUACUAAUGAUUAUGUGGAAGAUAUUAUUGUAGAGACAAAUGAAAUUAUUGAUAAAAAAGGAGUUAUUAAUGAAAUUGAGUUAGAAGAAGUUAAAAUUAAAAAAAAUAUUACCUCAUAUAUUCAAUGGAAUUUUAUUAAUAUUAUAGUUGUAUUAUCUUUAUUAAUUGUGAUUGCAUUUUUAAUUGCUACAAGGAAAAAGAAAAUAACGAGAAAUCCUACUUUUUCUAUAGUUGGAAAAUAUCAUACAGAAGAAUUGAAUCCAUCGAGGCUUGAAAAAGCUUCAAAAUAUCCAUUGAGUAGUAAUUAUAUUAAUUAUACUAUGGAAAAUGUGUAUUCAUAUGAACCAUUUUCUUCUAUAUUAGAAAAAAGUCGUAAUUUUGAAAAUGUAAUCUCAGAACCUCAAAUAGAAAAUGGAAUUAAACAUUUUAAGUGUGAAAAAAAUAAUGAGUAUGAUGAUUUAUAUUCAGAAGUGUAUAGUACAAUUUCAGAUAGAAUGGGAUCAAAAACACAACUUUAA